Sciurus carolinensis (gray squirrel) is the source of this 4162-nucleotide messenger RNA. It is a transcript of the gene Bche, whose product is annotated as butyrylcholinesterase. The record is from RefSeq and is a predicted model, not a curated record. Gene Ontology annotation, molecular function: acetylcholinesterase activity. NCBI's taxonomy places the organism in Eukaryota, Metazoa, Chordata, Mammalia, Rodentia, Sciuridae. The transcript is spliced from 4 exons. Gene Ontology annotation, biological process: choline metabolic process; acetylcholine catabolic process. Bases 228 to 2036 code for a protein of 602 amino acids. Gene Ontology annotation, cellular component: plasma membrane.
UCUUGACAAAUUUCAUUAGACUUUUAUUUCACGGCCAGCCCAUCCCUUCUACAGUAACCCUUUCCCUUGCCCAUGAGGGACACAGGACAAGAGUGACUGGCCUUCAAUAAGCACCUGCUCACCCCUGCCUUGAAGGUUGCUGCUUGGACUACCUUCUGUUUGCAUGUUGUCACAACAGAAGCAGAACUACUUCUCAUUGAUGCUCUUACUUAAAUCCAGAAAUCAAUAUGCAGAACAAGCACUCAGUUGUCGGUAUUCAGUUUCUCUUGUGGUUUCUUCUGCUCUGCAUGCUUAUUAGGAAGUCACACACUGAAGAAGAUAUGAUAAUCACAACCAAGACUGGGAAAGUCAGAGGGAGGAGCUUAUCAGUUCUUGGUGGCACUGUCACUGCUUUUCUGGGAAUUCCUUAUGCCCAGCCACCUAUUGGUACACUUCGAUUCAAAAAGCCACAACCCCUGAAUAACUGGUCUGACAUCUGGAAUGCCACAAAAUAUGCAAAUUCUUGCUAUCAGAACAUUGAUCAAAGCUUCCCGGGCUUCCCUGGAUCAGAGAUGUGGAAUCCAAACACAGACCUCAGUGAAGACUGCUUAUAUCUGAAUGUGUGGAUUCCGGCACCUAAACCAAAGAAUGCCACUGUAAUGAUAUGGAUCUAUGGUGGUGGUUUUCAAACUGGGACAUCCUCUUUACAUGUCUAUGAUGGCAAGUUUCUGGCCCGGGUUGAAAGAGUUAUUGUGGUUUCAAUGAACUAUAGGGUGGGUGCACUAGGAUUCUUGGCCUUACCUGGAAACCCAGAGGCUCCAGGAAACAUGGGCUUAUUUGAUCAACAAUUGGCUCUUCAGUGGGUCCAUAAAAAUAUAGCAGCCUUUGGUGGAAAUCCUAAAAGUGUGACUCUCUUUGGAGAAAGUGCAGGAGCAGCUUCAGUGAGCCUUCAUUUGCUCUCUCCUAGAAGCCACCCUUUGUUCACCAGAGCCAUUCUUCAAAGUGGAUCCUCCAAUGCCCCUUGGGCGGUAAUGUCUCUUUAUGAAGCCAGAAAUAGAACCUUGACCUUAGCUAAAUUUAUUGGUUGCUCCAGAGAGAAUGAGACUGAGAUAAUAAAAUGCCUUCAAAAUAAAGAUCCCCAGGAAAUUCUUCUCAAUGAAGUAUUUGUUCUCCCCUAUGAUACUCUCUUGGCAGUAAAAUUUGGUCCCACUGUGGAUGGCGAUUUCCUCACUGACAUGCCAGACACAUUACUCCAACUUGGACAAUUCAAAAAAACUCAGAUAUUAGUGGGUGUUAAUAAAGAUGAAGGGACAGCUUUUCUAGUAUAUGGUGUUCCUGGUUUCAGCAAAGAUAACAAUAGCAUCAUAAACAGGAGGGAAUUUCAAGAAGGUUUAAAAAUAUUUUUUGAAGGAGUGAGUGAAUUUGCAAAGGAAUCAAUUCUUUUCCACUAUGCGGAUUGGUUAGAUGAUCAGAGACCUGAAAACUACCGUGAGGCCUUGGACGAUGUUGUUGGCGAUUAUAAUAUCAUAUGUCCUGCCUUGGAGUUCACCAAGAAGUUCUCAGAAUUGGGAAAUAAUGCCUUUUUCUACUACUUUGAACACCGAUCUUCUAAACUUCCUUGGCCAGAAUGGAUGGGAGUGAUGCAUGGCUAUGAAAUUGAAUUUGUCUUUGGUUUACCUCUGGAAAGAAGAGUGAACUACACAAGAGCUGAGGAAAUUUUGAGUAGAUUCAUAAUGAAAUGUUGGGCAAAUUUUGCAAAAUAUGGGCAUCCAAAUGGGACCCAGAACAAUAGCACAAGGUGGCCAGUCUUCAAAAGCACUGAACAAAAUUAUCUAACCUUGAACACAGGAUCGCCAAGAGUGCACACUAAACUACGUGCUCAACAAUGCCGAUUCUGGACACUGUUUUUUCCCAAGGUCUUGGAAAUGACAGGAAAUAUUGAUGAAGCGGAACAAGAGUGGAAAGCAGGAUUCCAUCGCUGGAACAAUUACAUGAUGGACUGGAAAAAUCAAUUUAAUGAUUACACUAGCAAGAAAGAGAGCUGUAUGGGUCUCUAAUUAAUAGAUUUACCCUUUAGAGAAUGUUCAUUUUCCUCUAGAUGAAGGUAAAAUAUCAGUAGCUCUCUACACACCUUCUAAGAAAGCUAUUAUAUAGCUGAAACAAAAAUGCCAGAAGGAUAAUAUUGAUUCCUCACAUCUUUCACUUAGUAUUUUGCCUAGCAUUUCAAAACCCAAAUGGUUAGACCACGUUUAAUUAAAUUUCACCAUAUGAAGUUUGACAAUUAAUUAUAUGCACAUUAAAAUAAUGUGCUGCUUUAGUCUUUCUUUCCCGAAUAACAAAGUUUUUUCCUAAAAAGUAUGUAUUCUGUUUUUAAUGGCAUAUAUAUUUUCAUUAUUAUUCAUGAAAAACAAUCUCUUUAAAAUGAAUAAAAUCUUGAAACUCUGGACACUAUACUUUACAGUACUGUUUCUUCUAAUCAAUUGGCAAGCUUAAUGUCAAUGUGAGGGCUGGGGAUAUACCUCAGUUGGUAGAGUGUUUGCCUCACAAGCACAAGGCCCUGGGUUCAAAUCCCCAGCACUGCAAAAAAAAAAAAAAAAAAAAUGAAUGUCAAUGUGAGGUAUCAAAAUAAGUACAGACAAUAAUUGCCCCUCUUAUUUGUGUUACAAAGACAAGAGAAUCUUAAAAUGAGAGGUUGAACAUCUUGGAAACACCAACUAUAAAAGCAAACUGUUGCCACCAAGAGAUGAAAUCAAGGAGUUUAUCUUUUUAAUUCAAGAAUAAACUUGAUAUCCAAAGUGGGAGGACUGGUUCAUGGGAUAAUUCCAUGUGCCUAGGAUUUGUCAUAUGAGGCACAUGUUAAUGAUGUUUCCCUAAUUACCCAUCUCACAGAUGUCCUCUUAAAGGGCCUUUGAUGCUAAUGAACAGGCAUUAUCCUAUUUCAUCAAUCAGAAAAUUCUACACCAAAAGACCUAAAUGAUUCAGAAAAAAAUACUGGAAUCCUGGAAGAAUGACCUCUGAAACCACGAUUUUGGUGUAGAAUAGAAAGCAUGAUGAUUCAACUUCCCUUUGUGUGAUUGUUUCUUAUCAGAAUGAGGAAGAAAAUAUAAAGCAAAAAUGUCCAUUUAUCAUAUAACUUACAUGAUAACAAAACUAACUUGGCUUUUGUCACAAUUAUUUUUAAUGUAACAUGAACUCUGAGUGACUCUUUGAGUGAUGGCCAUUAAAAGGGCAAUUUAGAUGCAGAUUCUAAUUCAGGGACUCCAAGACAAAAUAGAACCUUGUGCAUGAAGAUAUAGAAAUCAUUGUCUGACUUCUCCUUGGAUGUUUAUAUUUCAGCUGGCUUAUGAUAAAAGAUUUGGUAAGUUGAAAUAUCAAGGUUAAUGUAAAGUCCUUUACCAGCAUAUACACAGACUCAUGGAAGUUAUUGUUUAAUUUUGGUACAUGCCUCACAAACUGAUAAUUAUAACUGUCUGCAAGAAAGUAAGUAUUACUUACUAAUCCUAUUAGUGUCAGGACAUUAGCUUGAUCAAUUAUUUAUAUACUGAAAAACAUAUUUUAUGGUUUGGUGUUCAACAUACUUGUAACGACUAAGGUAACAAGUCAUAUACCUUAAAAUAAACAAAAUUAUAACUAGUUUUAGUUUUCCAAAAAUUGGCUAUGGAAUGUUUUCUGCAAAAAGAGUAUAAUUGUAAAAGUAAACUAAUUUCUGGCCAAUUUUAAACUAAAUUUCAUGAAUAAAUCUUAACAUAAUUUCUCCUGUGACAUGUUUUGCAAAGUAUUCUAAUAAAUGUAACCUUCUAUAUAUCUCUGAAUAGGUUAAUAAACUCAAUAGUUAGUGAAAUUUCCUGCUACAGCUUUAGCAAUACUGAGUUUAAACUGUUCUCUUUCAGAGACAGUUUAUUUUAAAAUGAAGAUGUGCAGGUAGAAAAAGAAACUUAGUUUUUGUUAGAUCUACCUAAUGUAAAUCAAAGGAGGCACUAUCAACUUUCAGACUAUGGAAAAUUAAAGCAAAAGCACCAGAUUUAAAAAUAAACACACACACACACACACACACACACACACACACACGGACACAUACUUACAUAAAUUUCUACAUACAAGAGUUUAUUAGCAUCUAGCCUAUAAUGAUAGUAAAGAAAUUCCCUAAAUAACCUCAUGCAGAAGAAAAAUCAGAGUAUGAGAG